CACAUCCACUGCACAGGAAAUCAAGAGGUUUCCGGCUUCUUUCCAGCUGCUAUGUUAGCACCAGAAUGAUUAAAAUGGCUGCAGAACACACACCAUGCUACUAUGAAUUAUCAAAACUCCAAUGUUAUCUCUCCCUCAUUGUCAUCUCGGGUGCUUUCCUGGUCAGUGACACAGUGACAGUGACACAGGAACCAAUGUUUUCCAGCAUCUUGCAAGAGGGGGACCUGAUAGUCAACUGUUCCCACUCUGAGAACUCAAAUUACAACUUCUUCUGGUAUCGCCAGGUGCCUGGGAAGGUAAAGCUACAAGCGUUGGGAACGCUUUUUUCCCACUCUGACCAGCUGGAGGAGGAGACAGGUGCAUCCCUAAACAUGCGUCUGAGAGGAGAAUGGAUGCACAAGGGACAGAGAAUGAGACUGCAUUUCAAAGGUCUCCAGCAGAACGAUGUAGGGCUGUAUCUCUGUGCUGUGAGGGAUCAGCUGGGGGCAGCCACCGUGGUACAGAUGGCGCGGGCGCCUUUGCAUCAACCCCGCGGCUCCCUUUCCGCUCCCUGCUCGUGGAAGGAAGGAGACCGACCUCGGCGAGGCCGGUUCUCUGAACUGCUCCGCGAAGCAGCCGAUCUCCUCCGUCCUGGGCACCCCGAACGGGCCCGAUCCUGGCGUGGGCACGACAGAGAGCCUUCGCGUAUGAGAUGGAAAGAGGCAAGAGAGGCAAGAGGGGGAAGGAAAGGGUCCAUCCGGCCGCCAAGAGGCUAGUCCUUGGC
Messenger RNA from Pogona vitticeps (central bearded dragon), 763 nucleotides. NCBI's taxonomy places the organism in Eukaryota, Metazoa, Chordata, Lepidosauria, Squamata, Agamidae. The record is from RefSeq and is a predicted model, not a curated record.